Sitodiplosis mosellana (orange wheat blossom midge) is the source of this 558-nucleotide messenger RNA. RefSeq names its product adenosylhomocysteinase-like. Gene Ontology annotation, molecular function: adenosylhomocysteinase activity. NCBI's taxonomy places the organism in Eukaryota, Metazoa, Arthropoda, Insecta, Diptera, Cecidomyiidae. The transcript has 4 exons. Gene Ontology annotation, biological process: L-methionine cycle. Gene Ontology annotation, cellular component: cytosol. The annotation marks the transcript as partial. The record is from RefSeq and is a predicted model, not a curated record.
UAUAUAAAACACUCUAAACAUGCCAUUGCCGUUUCAGUCUUUUGACAACAUUCAAUGUGCUUGGGCGCUGAGACAAGGAUUUUUUUUAUUUUGAAUUCAAUUCCGUAAAACAAUCAUUUCGACUGAAAAAUGACCCAAUUACCGUACAAAGUUGCUGAUAUCUCGUUGGCCGAAUGGGGACGUAAGGAGAUCGUUUUGGCGGAAAAUGAGAUGCCUGGUUUGAUGGCAUGCCGCAAGAAGUACGGUACAUCGAAGCCGUUGAAAGGUGCUCGUAUUGCCGGUUGUUUGCAUAUGACCAUUCAAACCGCUGUUUUGAUCGAGACAUUGACCGAAUUGGGGGCUGAAGUUCAGUGGUCAUCUUGUAACAUUUUCAGUACACAAGAUCAUGCAGCAGCUGCUAUUGCUGCUACUGGCGUCCGUGUGUUUGCCUGGAAAGGUGAAACCGACGAAGAAUACCUUUGGUGUAUUGACCAGACGCUUCUCUUCCCAGACGGACAACCAUUGAACAUGAUUCUAGAUGAUGGUGGUGAUCUCACUAACUUGGUCCAUGAAAAAUAC